AAGUCGGAUAGCUAGCCAUCGAUUUGUCGUCACUUUUAAAUUUCACAGGCGAAACAAUUUCGGUAUAGACGCUAGCAUCUCCACAAGAUACCUCAAACUGUACUUAAAGGGUGCCCAGAGCCUUGGCAGGAAACCAAGCUAAAGAUUAUCGAUCACACUAGAGAAAUAACUUUGUAUUAAUGAGCGCUUCGGCUUCAUAACACAGCUAUGCAGAAGGGUGAAACUUGGAUACUUUAUAUUGUUAUUGGAACAUGGAUUGUGUUGGGAACCCGAGGAGUGAGUUUAUCGAGGCACCAAAAGCCGACGGCGUUUGAGAGAAUCGAAAAGAUUAAUUCACGAUUUGACAAAUACAACGAUCACCUAUAUUACCAAGGUGACAUGAAAUUACCAAGAAGUCCCCAGCAACACCAAAGAUCACAAGGAUCUAAUCUAUUCAACGCCGCCAUUCGUGGAGACAACACGAAUCUAUGGCCCAAUGGAAUCAUCCCUUAUACCGUAGCAUACCAUAUAAAAAAGAAUGCAAAGAAAUAUAAAAUUCUUAAAAAUGCCAUGGAGGAAUGGGAAAAAAAGACGUGUAUACGAUUCGUAGAGAGGACCACGCAAACCGACUACGUGGAGUUCUACCACGGGGAAGGGUGUAACUCGGACGUGGGUCGCGUCGGUGGCCGGCAGACGACUUCACUUGGAGGUGGCUGCGCACAUCACAGCAUUAUCGUCCACGAGUUGGGUCACGUGAUCGGCUUCUGGCACGAGCAGAAUAGACCAGACCGCGACAAGCACGUGGAAAUCGUGUGGGAGAACAUCAUUCCGAAAUUCCAGUUCGCUUUUACAAAAUACAACAACAAGAAGAUCGACAGCCUUGGCGUGCCUUACGACUAUUACAGUGUGAUGCAUUAUGGAUCCAAAGCGUUUUCCAAGAACCACAAGCCCACCAUCCGGUCACGCAAGGCCGAUAUCACAGAGUUCGGCAGUGCGCACAUCAGUCAGUAUGACGCUAAGCAGGCCAACUUGUUGUACAAUUGCCCAGAUUACCCAGAAUUCCCUAAAGAUUUCUUCUGGAAAACAAAUGGUCCAGUACCGGCGGGCUCUGAAUGUGUGCGGUUCUACGAGCCCAAGGAUCGGUACAACUGGCGCAGGAGCUACCUGUGUUACCGCAAAGACCGCAUGGCCCUGGACAUCCAGUUUUCCCAUAACGGAGCAGUAGAGGACAAGGAGUGCAUUCAGACAGCAGCACACACCAAGAAUCAGGACGUCUGGUUUGAUAACCACUUCUGCUGGUCCCGCUAUGGGGUGUAUAAAUUUACUUGGUUGACAUCAAGGCCUUCUCCAAGUCAAGCAGAAAAGUGUUUGAACAUUACGAACCCGAGGGACCCUGAGUGGAGUCAGGGGGAGUAUUACUUGUGCGCAGACAAGGAUCAGAAGCCUGUCGAUGGUCAAUGGUCGCCCUGGGCCUCCUGGACAACAUGUAGCCGACCAUGCGGUGGAGGUCUCCAGUCACGUGCUCGCACGUGUUCCAAUCCACGCCCCUCUUACCGCGGCAAGUACUGUGUCGGGGACUCGCUACAAAGACAGCGCUGCAACGAGCAAAAGUGUGAAGAGUGGCCAUCGUUUCCGUCGGAUUUCAGCUACGGCAAACGUCGGUUCAUCAGCCCCGAUGAUGUCUGUGUGAGAACAUACGAACGACUUGACUACUUUCAGUGGACCAACUACGUAUUCUGCUCCCCGAAUAACAAGCGAGACCCCGAGUUCAGCUGGUCUGACCACGGGCCCAUACCCAACAUGCUUUGCACGCGCAUCUAUGUACCUAAAGAGGUGGAGAAGGCCAAACGCAAGGGAUCAUGGGACGAUAAUUACUUGUGUAUGAAGGACGACUCUUCGCCUUACAGGUUUCGCUUCUCGUAUAAUGGACCUAUUCCUGGUCUCGACUGUAUGCAGUGGUACGCAAAAGACGGAAAAGACGGAUGGGACAAGACCUUCCUCUGCAACGAACGGACUGUCACAGACCAUUCCCGAAUACCUGAGGUCGCCCGCCCUAUCAAUGGUCAGUGGUCGUCGUGGGAAGGCUGGCAAGCGUGCAGUAAAUCUUGUGGAGGCGGUGUACAAAAACGCAUGCGCAAAUGUAACAACCCCAUUCCAUCAAAUGGCGGGAGCACUUGUCGAGGAAGAGAUCUGGACGAGAGAGCCUGUAACAUCAAAAGUUGUCCACACACCUGUAGCGGUACGUAUGUUGCUGACGGUGGUCGCUUCACAUCUCCCGACUUCCCACUGAACUACCCGGAUAACAGCGACUGCACGUGGCUGAUCCAGGUCGCGGAAGGAAAGAUUAUCUCGCUGAGGUUCAACUACUUUGACGUUGAAGGUCCUAUCUGUACGUACGACUGGAUCGCUAUCCAUGAUGGUCCAUCGGUCAAGUACCCCCUCCUUGGGAAGUUCUGCGGUUCUACAAUACCCGCGACUGUCCGGUCCACCGGCCAUUACAUGUGGAUCAAGUUUAAGACAGAUGACCGGACAAGCCAUAAAGGAUUCGAUAUCUCAUGGACCUCGCUACAGGACCCAACAUCGAAAAGGAUACCAAGGUGUGGUGGUCACGUGACUCGAAGCACUGGUUCCUUGACGAGCCCAGGCUUCCCGACCGCGUACCCUGGCGCUGUAGAUUGCACUUGGGUGAUCACGGGAGAUCGAGGCAAGAGACUGCAGGUCUGGUUUGAUCACUUCGACAUCGAGAACUCACAUGAGUGCCAAGCGGACUAUGUGCACGUGAGAGAUGGCAAGACAGAGUUGGCCACGUCACUGGGAAAAAAGUGCGGUCGGACAGCGCCAGGUCCGUUUAAAAGUUUGGGAGAUAGUAUUAGAUUGACUCUGCAUUCGAACGGUCAGACAGAAAGAAGUGGAUUCCGAAUCCGUUGGAGAAGUGUUGAUCUUGGUGGCCGUCAUGCAACACCAGCACCUACUCCUGCAGCUAACGACUGUCCGCCUGGCUGGAUCAGCCACUCAUUCGGAGAACAUGUCUACUGCUAUCUGAUUAAGAGGAACUAUCACACAUGGUUCGAGGCGAGGCGUCACUGUAUGAGUAGCAUAAGUGGAAAGUACAAAGCCGAUCUUCUCAGCGUGUUAAGUAAGGAAGAAGAGAACUUCGUGAUCAAGGACCUGAACCCGAGACACAACCUGGGAGAGUCCUUCAUGUGGUUGGGUCUGAAUGACAGACUCAGGGAGGGAGAGUGGGCCUGGAGCGACAGGCAAGAGACACAAAAGUAUAUAAACUGGGCUCCGGGUGAUCCCAACGAUGGAGGGUACUUACGCAAUGAGGACUGUGGUGUUCUCAAACCGGACGGCAAGUGGAACGACUACCCAUGCAAUUCACGCUUCAGAUACAUCUGCAAGACCCAAGCAGUUUAAAAUCAAGAUGAUCUGAGGUCUAUUUAAAGUUCUGCCACUCGACUUUGUGGCUCAUUCGGCCAAGUGGGCAUCAAUUGAUCAAUUGUACAGGAAUGACGGAAAGCAGGCACUUAUAGUAAGCAUCUCGUCAAGAGGCGGAGAUGUUAGACCUAGGAACACACAGCAAGGGGGUGUCAUGGGAGGUAUCAUCAUAUUUCCUUGAAUUGUUCUCGAUCGAAAAGCGCAUUUUGAUUCCAGUUAUUUCAAAAUCUCCUUAUCUAUAUAUUUGGUAAAGACUAUACGUAAUGUUGAGAACAUCACCGAGAUAAUUUAUUUCUACUUACGCUUAACAUUUGUCAUUAAUCAGUUACCAAAUGUUCAGGGAAAUUCACGGUAUUAUCGGUACUGUCUUAGAUACUUUACUGUUAAAUAACACGCCACAAACCAGCAUAGUCAAAAGGCAAAAGAGGCUGGUAAGUGCGGGUUUCUGUUGACGUCAUAUCAACAAUCACAGAAAACCUAAACCAACACAGGAAACCCAAAAAGAACAACAAGAAGUACUGUAGGCUGCGCACAAACCAAUCAAAUUCGUAAACAAACAAAAUAGAAGAAUGUGAGAAUUUGAUGGAGGCGCGGGUUCAAUCCCAUCGCACCGUUAAAUUUCACAUUCUUUUUUUGUAUUUCUCGAAUAGAUAAUUUGUAAUUAAGUGAUAUUCUGGGUACUGGCAUUUGAAAUUAUUAGAACUAUUUUAAAGCAAAGCUGCUUUUUAUAAGCAGAUGUACAAGGAGAUAAAUGGAUUGUACCAAAGGAAGAUCGAAUUCUCAAGAUUGAGAAGUUAAGCAUGACAACGCUAUAGAAAAUUAUAUAUAGUAAUUUAUAUUAAAUAUUUUGAUAAUUCUUUUUUUGUAGAUAUAUAAAUGAUUGACUCUAUUUUUAAGCAUGAUUCAUUUACAUCUGUAAUUAAACGUGAUUUAUUCACUUUCAGCAGGGCUACAGUAAUAGGGGAUAGAUAAGAAGCUUCAGUUAAAUAUGUUCACUUAACAUUUUGUAGAUUACUAACUUGUUAGUGGUGUACAAAAUGAUUUGUAAAAUCAAUAUACUCUUUUUGAACUGUGUGUCAGUAAACUCCCGUUAGUAACACCAAAACACGUGACGAAAAGUUAUAUUACCUAGCCUGUAAAAUAUAAAUAUUAAUAAAUUGGUUUAGAAUAUCA
Messenger RNA from Nematostella vectensis (starlet sea anemone), 4590 nucleotides. Its product is annotated as tolloid-like protein 1. Gene Ontology annotation, molecular function: metalloendopeptidase activity; zinc ion binding. The coding region runs from base 208 to 3396 and encodes 1062 amino acids. The transcript is spliced from 18 exons. The record is from RefSeq and is a predicted model, not a curated record. NCBI's taxonomy places the organism in Eukaryota, Metazoa, Cnidaria, Anthozoa, Actiniaria, Edwardsiidae. Gene Ontology annotation, biological process: proteolysis.